Messenger RNA from Melampsora larici-populina 98AG31, 459 nucleotides. RefSeq lists its product as uncharacterized. The record is from RefSeq and is a predicted model, not a curated record. The coding region runs from base 1 to 459 and encodes 152 amino acids. The transcript has a single exon. NCBI's taxonomy places the organism in Eukaryota, Fungi, Basidiomycota, Pucciniomycetes, Pucciniales, Melampsoraceae.
AUGUCUUUUCCUGAUUUAUCUGCUGGUAACGUUCCGCCAAUGUAUCCUUUCCAGCCAGACUUCGAAAGCGAUGGAGUAACCCUUGAUAACCAUAUUACCGCGCUUCCUCCACCGAUUCAUAUUUACACUAUACCUGUUCAUCUUCGAGACCUUGUCACUCUUGAUAUAUCUGUCAUCCAUAGUCGAUCUGCCACCACAGCCAAUAUUCGUGAAUUGUUGAAGUGUUUCCAUCAUACGAUUCCUCGAGUUCGCAUGCAAACCAAGCCUCAACUUGUCGACUCCUUCAUCUAUUAUGUGGUCCCCAUCCUCCGCCAACUGCACGUCUUUGACAGAGAACGUGGAAUCAUCUACUCCUUUGAUGUUCCAUUUCAAAUUGAGUUGCAACCGGUGCCGGAGCCCCAAGCUAAUGACGCUGGUGAUGGUGGAUUAAAUCACGGCGAAGCUCAUGGCGCGGCUUAG